Molecule: messenger RNA, 2332 nt
Organism: Pieris rapae (cabbage white)
Lineage: Eukaryota; Metazoa; Arthropoda; Insecta; Lepidoptera; Pieridae
Product: carboxypeptidase A4-like
Exons: 13
Coding region: 114-2219 (701 amino acids)
Biological process (GO): proteolysis
Molecular function (GO): zinc ion binding; metallocarboxypeptidase activity
Source: RefSeq, a predicted model, not a curated record
ACAAAAACAGUUUAAAUAAAAGAUGUAGGAACAAAAAUGGAUAUUACUUACAAUAGUUUAACUUUUACUGGACUUCUAAAAUGACAAAACACAACACAAGAUAAGCCAUAAUAAUGCAGAGCAAAUCCGAUCUCUUUUACUUCGAUACGCCAACAAAACCGCGAUUUUCCAAACGACAAUUCUCAAAAUACUAUUUUCUGAAUGAUUCUGAAUCUGAUUUAGACGCAAGUGAUGUAAGUCAAGAAAGCUUUGAGGAUACAAAGAUACCAAACAAACCAACACAUAAGAAAGAACUUGGUAAUCGAUCGAUCCCUGAAAAGUUGUCGAAACCUGUUUUAAAAUCGGAUGACAUAAUUAGGAAACAUGAAUCAAUCGAAAAGCCGAUUCCGUGCUUGGACUGGGAGAACUACCAUCGUCUUAACGUGAUACAUAAUUUUAUGGACGAAAUGGAAUAUAGUUACCCAUCUAUAUGCACAGUGGGUUUCAUAGGAACCUCUCUCGAAGGAAGAGAUUUAAAGAUCCUUAAGAUCUCAAACAGUGUUGCUAGCAAUGCCGCAGUAUGGAUGGAUGCUGGAAUACAUGCCAGGGAGUGGAUAGCACCCGCAGUAAACACAUACAUCGCCAACCAUAUAGCUAAAAACUUUAAUACAUUGCCAGCAUAUCUUACCAAUAAAGACUGGUACUUUCUUCCAGUGGUCAAUCCAGAUGGUUAUGAAUAUUCGCACACAGUUAAUCGUAUGUGGAGAAAGAAUAGAGCCUGGCAUGGGGGUCAAUGCUUGGGUGUCGAUUUGAACAGAAACUUCAGUUACGGCUGGGGUGGUAGCGGUUCUUCGGAUAAUCCAACACAUGCUUUUUAUCGUGGACCAGAGCCUUUCUCGGAGCCAGAAUCAUCAGCUAUGAGGUCAACAACAAAACAUUUUCAAAAUUGCAAGUAUAGUGAAAAUAAUUUCAUAAAAAGUCUAUUAAAUAGAACAGUUUCAACAAAAAUCACAGUGGCACCACUCAACGCCAAGACCCAAGUCUGGGAAAUAAGAUUUACGAAUGAGGGACAAAGAUUGUUUAUGAAAACAUUAGACACAGCGGGAGCAAUUAACAUUUGGAAAGAAGAGCAUAGUACCAUGGAUGUGAUGGUGGAAGGGCCUAGAGCGUCUCAAGUCGCGGGCAUGUUGCAUGAAAGGGAGAUUCCAUAUGCAAUCGCUGUAGGAGAUGUGAAUGUACUAUUGGAAAGAGAGCAGGGAACUGUUCUGAAUAAAUUAAGACGACAGCCUAGUGCAAAUCGUAAUAUGGAUUGGCAUACAUUCCACCGAUUAGAUGUUAUCUACGAGUUUAUGGAAAAUUUGGCCAAGGAAUACCCUUAUUUGUGUACUGUGAUGAUCAUUGGAAAAUCAGUUGAAGGAAGGGAUUUGAAGUUACUGAAGAUAUCGAAUGGAGACUCCUCAAAUCCAGGUGUAUGGCUUGAUGGUACCAUACAUCCUCGCGAAUGGAUCAGUGCAGCUGUAGUGACAUACAUCGCUAAUCAGCUGGUUCGCAACUUCCAAAUUCAGCCUGAUAGCGUUAGGAAUAAAGACUGGUAUAUUCUUCCAGUGAUGAAUCCAGAUGGCUACGAAUACACACACACAUUCGACCGCAUGUGGAGAAAAAAUAGAGCGCGGUACGGUGAAUGUGUUGGUGUCGAUCUAAAUCGAAACUUUAGUUAUGGUUGGGGCGAAAAAGGUGAGGAAGGAUCUUCAGAUGACCCCGGAAAUAUCUUCUUUCGAGGGUCAAAGGCGUUUUCUGAACCGGAAACCAGUGCUGUAAAGCGGCUAAUCUUGGAAUCUCCGACCACUUUCAAGGUGUUCCUCUCAUUCCAUAGCUAUGGAGAAGUCAUAAUUUUCCCCUGGGGCUACAUUGGCGACCCUUGCCCAGACUAUAUUGAACUUCUCGAAGGAGGAACUGCAAUGGCUAAGGCUAUUUUCGAAACCAGUGGCCACACCUAUAAAGUAGGAAGUACAAAGGACCUUAUGUACUAUGCAGCUGGCAACAGCAUUGACUGGAGCUAUGGAGUAGCUAAUAUACCAUACUCAUAUAUGGUGGAACUGAGAGGGAAACAAUAUAGAUUCUUAUUACCGAGAGAAGAAAUUAUACCAUCGGCCCGAGAAGCGAUGAGCGGCGUAAUACGACUAAUGGAUUUUGUUGAUAAAAGGACUAAAAGUGUACAAUCUUGCGUUUGUUCUAAAUAACACGUCGCUGUGAAAUUUAAAAAAAAAUUUAACUUACUGUAAUUUAAUUACUAAACUAUACCAACUUUUUAAGUAGUCGAUGUAUACAAACGUUGUAACUAUACAAAACCCAU